Messenger RNA from Anopheles nili, 1572 nucleotides. RefSeq lists its product as uncharacterized. The transcript has 2 exons. The record is from RefSeq and is a predicted model, not a curated record. Gene Ontology annotation, molecular function: DNA binding; nucleosome binding. Lineage: Eukaryota; Metazoa; Arthropoda; Insecta; Diptera; Culicidae. Bases 1 to 1398 code for a protein of 465 amino acids. Gene Ontology annotation, cellular component: nucleus.
AUGGUAAUACAGCGCGUUUGGCGUAGCACGGCUGCUUCUUCGAUUAAUACAACGCCACCCACCGCGACAGUAGCUUCCUCCGUGGCCUCCACCUCGGGGUCAUCUGCGGUGGCUGCAGUUGCAACAAGUGCCUCUGAACCGCAGCCAACCAGCAGCAGCACGGCAUUAAAUGCGUCCGAACCAGAACCAAGCAGUGCAUCACAACUAAUGGUGACUACGGGAACGAGACAAAAGCUGAAAAAUGCACUCUCCGGCGAGGCUACUCUAGAGGCACUGAAGCAACGGUACGGCACGGGACGCUCGUUCGUCAGCCAAACGGCCAAUGAUGCGGCCAUUAAAUCGCUGGAACUCCUACGCGCCAACAUUCAGUGCUAUUUCGAUAAAGAGGUCGACGUGAUCGUGAAAAAGUUCCACCAGACUUACUUCGUGCCGGCAAUUAGAAACAUCAAGGAAAACCUGGGCGAGGGAGCCAUCUCCGAAGAGGCGCUAAAGAGCGUGUUUUGUUCCUUACUAGAAAACACCAAGGCGCAGUACGGCAGUCAGCUUUCCUCGCCAGCAGGCAAUUCGCUCUCACGUGCCAACACGCCCGGAAUGGAGCUCAGCGAUUCUGACUCCAGCACGGACAAUGCACCAGCCACCGGUGCAGCGACAAGUCUGCUGCAUCAAGCACUGAAGCGCAAGCUUCCGGAACCGAAUCAGCCGGAUCUGUUCAAACGGCAGUACUUUCUGCACGGUCCUAUCUACCCCCACGUCCAGUAUCAAUCACUGCAGCCCACCCAAGCGAGUAGUUCGGUGAGUGCCGUGGGAAAUGCGGCCUUUUCCGCUACCACGUCCCGUCCUUCGUCCUUAGCCAUCCCGACCACGGUCAUCACUCCCGAGAGCCUGUUCAUUCUCGACUUCAAAGCGGCCCGAGCGCUAGGCGUUGCUGAUUUUCGCGAUCGGUUGGCUAACAAGCAUCCUGAGGUGCUACGCUACUGUCCCGACAACCAGGACCGUGAGUGGCUGCUGCAGCAAAAGCAGGUGACGCCGCUCAACAAAACUGGCCGCUUCUUCUUGCUGGCGCUGGACGACGUGAAAAAGCUCAUCGAACGGAAUGCUUUUGAGCACGCUCCUGCCGCAGGACGAUCGGGAGAACUGCACGGCUUCAAGGUGACGGAGAUCAUCUACGCCAAGAUACAGAAGCUGCUGAAGGAGCUGACCGAUCGGCAGCGAGUAUCCGAUGGUUUCGAAUCACCCAAGGUACCGGCCGCCCAAAGCAGACCACGAUUUUCCUCGCUCAGUUCCUCGCACGCCACGCUGACUGCGUUGCUUUCGACGCCACACUCGCAGCCCACCGACUCCGGAAGCAGCUCGCAGACAACGGUCAGCAUGGAGGGUGCCGAUGCGAAGCGUAGCUAAGCUUCCGACUCAGUUCCUGUGUGCAUAUCAUGGCGGAUGGCGGAGAUAGCCGCCACGGAAUGUAUUGUAUAGGUAUAACCGCCACGUGGCUGGUAGGUUUCUUCGUGGUUACCGCAUCGGACUGUGUACGCUUUUGGUGUAUUUUGGUGAAUUUUUCAAGAAAUAAAUAGACAA